AUUACACUUCUGGUGGUUACUUCAAACCGCAAACAUAACAGUUAGUUCGAAACUGUUCAUUUUUACAUACGUAUAAAUUCAUCAGUCGCUUCAGUGCUAAACGAAAUUUUCACGAUAAUAAAAAGUUAAACUUCAUUACCUUAAACGUAAUUAAUAAAUAAAGUAUAAUCAUGGUUGUUGCAGUAAAAGUAUUCAAAAAAACCACCCCAAAUGGAAAGCUAACAUUCUAUUUGGGCAAACGUGAUUUCAUUGACCAUUUGGAUUACUGCGAUCCAAUUGAUGGCGUUGUUGUGGUCGAACCAGAAUACUUGAAGGGACGUAAAGUAUUUGGUGAAUUGAUUACUACGUACCGAUAUGGUCGUGAAGAAGAUGAGGUGAUGGGAGUGAAAUUUUCCAAGGAAUUGUGCUUGCAACGUGAACAAAUCGUGCCAUUGGUAAACCAAAAAAUGGAAAUGACACCAAUGCAAGAGCGCCUUGUUAAAAAACUCGGACCAAACGCAUUUCCAUUUACUUUCCAAUUCCCAAACGUUUCGCCCAGCUCAGUUACAUUACAAGCGGCUGAAGAAGAUGAGGGAAAACCAUUGGGUGUUGAUUACACAAUCCGUGCUUAUGUUGGCCAGAAUGAAGAGGAUAAAGGCCAUAAGCGCAGUCAAGUUAGUUUGACUGUGAAAAAAUUGCAAUACGCACCAUCGACUCGUGGCCGUCGCCUUCCUAGCUCCUUGGUUAGCAAAGGAUUCACAUUUUCGCAAGGUAAAAUCAAUUUGGAAGUUACACUCGAUCGCGAAAUUUACUACCAUGGCGAAAAGGUAGCUGCUACCGUUGUUAUCACCAACAAUUCGAGAAAAACCGUGAAAAACAUCAAAUGCUACAUCGUUCAACAUUGCGAGGUGACAAUGGUCAACUCUCAGUUUAGCAAACAUGUGGCGUCGAUGGAAACUAGAGAAGGAUGCCCCAUCACUCCAGGCGCCUCUUUUACUAAGCAAUUCUUCUUGGUACCCCUUGCAUCUAGCAACAAGGAUCGUCGUGGCAUUGCUUUGGACGGUCACUUGAAAGACGAAGAUGUUAAUUUGGCAUCAUCAACUUUGAUUAGCGAUGGAAAAACCUCAACUGAUGCUAUGGGUAUUGUAAUUUCAUACUCAGUUCGAGUUAAGGUCAACUGUGGCACCCUUGGUGGGGAACUCCAAACCGACGUGCCUUUUAAAUUGAUGCAUCCAGCCCCAGGCACUGUUGAGCGUGAACGUGUCAAUGCUAUGAAAAAAAUGAAAUCGAUUGAAAGACAUCGAUACGAAAACAGCCAUUAUGCUGACGACGAUGACAACAUUGUAUUCGAAGAUUUUGCUCGUCUCCGAAUGAACGAACCUGAGUAAAUCGAAAAAUCAUCAAAUCGAUAAAACGAAGAAAAAAAAAUGUUGCAAAAAAAUCUAAAGAAAAAACUCAGUAACUAAAAACGAAUAGAGUGUCUUCGAUAGUCAAAACUUGAACUGAAUUUUCAUUUCAGUACCGCAAUUCAAUUCAGCUUUUCACUAUCAUGAUAAAUAACGCUCGCCACCAGAAGUGAUAUAAAUAAAAAAAAGCAUAACGAACGAAUUUUUGAAUUCUGUAUUCUAAUGUGAAUUCAGAAUUCAAAAACAAAGCAUGAAAGAAAAACUUAAAAAAAUUCCCUUGACCAUUGCCACGAAAUUCAUUGUAAAACUUAUUUUUUUGUUUAUAUUUAAACCAAAUAUGUCCAUCCCAAUCCAAUAAAGAGAAUUCUCGAAA
This is a messenger RNA of Sitodiplosis mosellana (orange wheat blossom midge), 1758 nucleotides long. It is a transcript of the gene Arr2, whose product is annotated as arrestin homolog. NCBI's taxonomy places the organism in Eukaryota, Metazoa, Arthropoda, Insecta, Diptera, Cecidomyiidae. The transcript has 4 exons. The coding region runs from base 171 to 1367 and encodes 398 amino acids. Gene Ontology annotation, biological process: G protein-coupled receptor internalization; signal transduction. Gene Ontology annotation, cellular component: cytoplasm. Gene Ontology annotation, molecular function: G protein-coupled receptor binding. The record is from RefSeq and is a predicted model, not a curated record.